Caenorhabditis briggsae is the source of this 906-nucleotide messenger RNA. The transcript has 6 exons. Bases 1 to 906 code for a protein of 301 amino acids. Gene Ontology annotation, biological process: lipid catabolic process. Lineage: Eukaryota; Metazoa; Nematoda; Chromadorea; Rhabditida; Rhabditidae. Gene Ontology annotation, molecular function: lipase activity. The record is from RefSeq and is a predicted model, not a curated record.
AUGCCACAGUUUCCGGGAAAUUCAUCAGUCAAUCAUGGCUCUUCAUCUCAAAUCGACCAUUCUUUUGGCAUUGUUGGCGGCUACAGUAUCCGCCGAUUUUUCGGCAAGCUUCCGAAAUUUCAUCAAUGCCACCUUGGAGAAGCCAGAUUGACUGCAUUAGCUAGAACUGAUUUGGGAGCUGAUGGAAGUUAUGGAGGUGGAAAUCAUGAUGGAUUGAGCCAGACUAACAAACGUCCCAUCAUCCUGGUCCAUGGAAUCACCAAUACCGCCGGGACAUUCACCCCUCAGAGAAAUUAUUUCAAAUCGAAUGGAUGGACAGAUGAGACCGUAUACGCUACCACCUAUGGAGCAGGACCUGCUGUAAAUGUGAUCAAUGUGAAAAUGGAAUGUGGAUUCGUUCAACAAAUCAGAAAUAUGAUUGAAGCUGUGUAUCAAUUCACUGGCCAAAAAGUGGAUGUGAUUGGCUAUUCUUUGGGAUCUCCAAUUGCCAGAAAAGCGAUUAUGGGCGGGAUUUGUGUUGAUAAUGUAAAUGUUGACCUUGGUGGACCAUUGACGAAUAAAGUGGAGACUUAUGUUUCUGUUGCUGGUGCGAACCGCGGAUCUGGAACCUGUAUUCUCCCACUGUUCAACGCUUGCAACCUGAACAAUGGACUCUAUUGCUCAUCGUCAUUCUUGCAAAAUAUUAAUCCAUCUGCACCGGGCUCUCAACACUACGAAGGCAACUACGUCUUCUCUAUCUACGGACCCAGUGACGAUAAGGUCAAAUGGAGCAACAACUGUGGAACGCGCAACUCCCAAAUUCUUGGGGCUGAUGAUGAGAGAGAUAAUAUUCCCGGAAACCACGACACCAUCCUCACCAGCACCGUCGCAAUGCAGAAGACUCUUCUGGACACUCACGCCUUCUAA